UACUGUCACUAUAACGACAUUUUUUCAGGAUUCGUGUGUGAGAGCAAAAGUUUUCAGUGCGACAAUGGAAAAUGCGUAAGCAAAGACCUAGUAUGCGAUGGAGACAAUGCUUGCGGGGACGAAUCAGACGAGAAAAACUGUAAAUGCCUCACAACUGAAUUUGAGUGUCCUACUGGAGAAUGUCUUGGUGUGGAGAAGCUAUGUGACUUGAGAAAGGACUGCAAGGACGGAACAGACGAGGCAAGAUGCGGUAAGCAACAGAUUAAAUAAGGUUAAUUAUUUCCUGGAAUCAGAUUUGUUAUUUUAGGGUGUCAUUAAUAUAGGGCAAAGCUGCUCUGAAGACACUCUUUCUUGCGCUGGAGGUGGUUGUGUACCAUGGUAUCUCACGUGCGAUGGAGAAAAGAACUGUGAAGAUGGAACAGAUGAACCAUCUAUAUGUGGUAAUUUCGCAUUUCUUACAUGUAUUUUUCUUUGA
Messenger RNA from Porites evermanni, 475 nucleotides. Lineage: Eukaryota; Metazoa; Cnidaria; Anthozoa; Scleractinia; Poritidae. The record is from the annotation of a GenBank genome assembly.